Molecule: messenger RNA, 369 nt
Organism: Benincasa hispida (wax gourd)
Lineage: Eukaryota; Viridiplantae; Streptophyta; Magnoliopsida; Cucurbitales; Cucurbitaceae
Source: RefSeq, a predicted model, not a curated record
AUGAAAGAUUUUGAACCACUUAGUUAUUUUGGCCUUGAGAUCUCAUCUCGCUUUGAUGGGUACUACUUAUCUCAAGCAAAAUAUGUCUCUAAUAUAUUGGCUCGUUUUGGUAUUACUGACUUUGCCACCUCCUCAACACCCCUAGAUCCGAAUGUUUGUCUUACCCCUUUUGAUGGUGUCCCUUUCAAAAAUCUCACUCUAUAUCGACAACUUGUUGUCAAUCUUAUCUAUUUAACUGUGACUCGCCCAGAUAUUGCCUAUGCAGUUUAUGUUGUCAGUCAAUUCAUGGCAGCUCCUCACACUAUACACUUUAUUGCCCUUCUUCGUAUUCUUUGCUAUGUUAAAGGUAGUCUUGGUCAUGGACUUUAG